AUGUUGGCUGUCCUGGAUCUGUUGAUUGCACCCAUCCAGAAUAAGCUGGACAGUAUUCUGGGCUUUAUGCAGAGUACUUCAACAUCUGCCCAGCUGCAAAUGGACUUGUCUCCAGUAUCUUUGGCAGAGGAAGAAAUUGAGGGACUAAAGCUUGAUAAUACGUCGUUAGAGUUUGAAGAACCAGCACUAGAUGCAGAGUUUCUUGAUGUCUACAAGGGCACCAAUGGAGUUAUAAUGAUGCUUGACAUGACAAAAAAUUGGACAUUUGAAUAUGUUCGGCGUGAAGUCCAAAAUGUCCCCACUCACAUACCUGUGCUUGUCUUGGCCAAUCAUCGUGACAUGGGACAUCAUCGAGUUGUAACUGAGGAUGAUGUACGUUUCUUCAUUGAAUCCUUAGAGAGACCUGAAGGAGCGGCCGAUAUUCGUUAUGCAGAAUCCUCCAUGCGAAAUGGCUUUGGACUAAAGCUGCUCCACAAGUUUUUCAAUCUUCCAUUUCUGCAGCUACAGAGAGUAACACUACUGCGACAGUUAGAAACAAAUACAUCAGAAAUUGAAGCUACGAUUCAGGAGCUUGAGGUUUAUCAGGAGAGUGAUGAUGCUAAUUAUGACAUUUUUCUAAAUCAACUAACUGAUCGUCGUCGGGCUGUUGCAGAGGCCAUGGCCCCUGCAGCUCAAGUUUCAGCGCCAACAAACACAACUCCCAUACCUCAGUCACAGUCUGUUAAUAACAUGUCAGCCACAGCUAAUUUCAGUGCUACAGUUAAUGGCUCUGCCACUUUAGGAGUAUCUAAAUCCACUUCAGUUCCUGUUAGUUUAGCAUCAGCAGCUUCCAGUACCCAGUCAAGUCCCUGCCCCACUGCCAGACCUACAAAUGUAAUUUCAAAUUCACAAGUAGUUAAGCCAUCUCAGGGUGUGAAUUCCUCUGUAGGUGCAAGUGUAAAUACAAGUAGCAGUAGCAACAACAGCUCUAGCAACAGUCCUUCGAUGGAUUCUCGACAGCAGCAGACAUCUGCCAAUCAGAGUCCUGAGAAAACACAAGAAAAAUCUAGCUUCAUGUCGCGCAUCUUUAGCAAGAGCAAAGAUGCUGAAGUGAAGGAUACUCCUGCAGAUAAUGCUAUUCCAUUAAGCCCAGCAUCUGAACCUGUGUCGGUGGAUGACUUUGUUCCUGAUGGUGGCCGAUUGGAUCAAGCAUUCUUAAGUGAUGUUGCUGCUGCUUCAGUUCAAGGACCCAACACCUCCACCUGCAGAGGAUAGGUAUG
This is a messenger RNA of Macrobrachium nipponense, 1259 nucleotides long. Its product is annotated as rab-like protein 6. Gene Ontology annotation, molecular function: GTP binding. The record is from RefSeq and is a predicted model, not a curated record. NCBI's taxonomy places the organism in Eukaryota, Metazoa, Arthropoda, Malacostraca, Decapoda, Palaemonidae. Bases 1 to 1254 code for a protein of 417 amino acids. The transcript is spliced from 8 exons. Gene Ontology annotation, cellular component: cytosol; nucleus.